Molecule: messenger RNA, 1826 nt
Organism: Glycine soja
Lineage: Eukaryota; Viridiplantae; Streptophyta; Magnoliopsida; Fabales; Fabaceae
Product: NAC domain containing protein 50-like
Exons: 4
Coding region: 203-1600 (465 amino acids)
Biological process (GO): regulation of DNA-templated transcription
Molecular function (GO): DNA binding
Source: RefSeq, a predicted model, not a curated record
AGAUGAAAAAUAUAAAAUCUCAAUCCCUGGAGGUCACCAAGUGUUAGAAUUUCUUGUCAUUGAAGGUACCCUCUUUUUGUUGCUUGACCCUCAAUCAAAGACCCAUCUUUUCCGUUUGGCGUAGGGAACUUCACCACUGAAGCCCUAAUCCACCGUAUCCAUCCACCGCAGCACACACUCCUUUUGCUGCUUCUUCUCCAACAUGGGUCGCGAAACUAUGUGCCUUUCAACCCCACCACCAACCACUGCCACCACCACAGUGAACCCAGUGCCGCCACCGCCACCAGCACCACCUACCUCUCUUGCUCCAGGCUUCAGGUUCCACCCAACUGAUGAGGAGCUUGUUAUUUAUUACCUCAAGCGCAAGGUUUCUGGCAAAAGCUUCCGAUUUGAUGCCAUAUCUGAGGUUGACAUAUACAGGAGCGAACCCUGGGACCUAGCAGACAAGUCAAGGUUGAAGACUAGGGACCAGGAGUGGUAUUUUUUCAGUGCAUUGGACAAGAAAUAUGGGAAUGGUGGGAGGAUGAACAGGGCUACCAGCAAAGGGUACUGGAAAGCCACUGGGAAUGAUCGACCGGUGAGGCAUGACCAAAGGACCGUGGGGCUGAAGAAAACGUUGGUGUUUCAUAGUGGCAGAGCUCCUGAUGGGAAGAGGACUAACUGGGUCAUGCAUGAGUACAGGCUUGUUGAAGAGGAGCUUGAGAGGGCUGGGACUGGAUCCUCUCAGCCUCAGGAUGCGUAUGUUUUGUGUAGAGUGUUUCACAAAAAUAACAUAGGACCUCCAAAUGGGCAACGGUAUGCGCCCUUCAUUGAAGAAGAGUGGGAUGACGCAUCAGGAAUGGUUCCAGGGGCAGACCAUGUGGAUAACCGCUCUUUUGCCCACCAACCACGUGUUGAAGGCAAUGGUGGUGUUUUAUGCGCUGAAGGGAGAAAUGGUGUUGUACAGGACACUCAAUCUUUCAACAAAGCUCCAUUUGAUGUGAACAAGCUUCCUAUAGAAACUCAAAAUCUUCUAGCUGUGUGCAAGAGGGAAAGCAUGGCUGAGUAUCCAUCACCUGAAAAGGAUGAUAAUAAUUGUAAGCACAUGGAUGACUACCCUUCACCUCAAACAGAUAAUCCAAAGCCUUUCUCUCAAAUAUACAAACGAAGGCGUCAUAACUUGAACUCCAACAACUCUAAUGUUUCUGGAGAUUCAGUCCGAACCAGCCAGGAUCCGUGCUCCUCUACAAUAACUACUGCUGCAACUGCACUCCCAACCGCAACUGUUGCUGGCACAGCCACCAACACUGCACCGAAAAAACAUUUUCUGUCUGCACUGGUGGAGUUUUCCCUGCUAGAAUCCCUUGAAUCAAAGGACAACCUUGCUUCAAUUAAGGCACCGGAUUUUGACACUGAAAAUCUUGAGUCAUCCAUGCCUCCAAGUUGCGCAAAGUUCAUCAAGCAAAUGCAGAGUGAGAUGCAGAAGCUUUCAGUUGAAAAGGAGACGAUAAGGUUUGAGAUGAUGAGCGCACAAGCGAUGAUUAACAUUCUCCAGUCUCGCAUCGACGUUCUCAGCAAAGAAAAUGAGGAUUUGAAGAGGAUGGUGGCCCAAAAUCCAUAGGAAUUGGCAAUGUCAUGCCCUUGUAUCAGUGUAAGUUAGUUACAACUGAGUAAUGAAGCUCAGUCUUCCGGAUAUUUUCUUAUUUUUCUGAGUAAGAAUUGUAGUUCGUUUCUUUGGCUAAACUUAUUUUAAACUUGUCAUCGUGUAUCAUAUGACUUUCAGUUUCCCAUUGUUGUGAAAAUAUGGCCAUGUUAGCAUCUCAAUUUGAUAGCUGAAAAUAGCAGAA